Messenger RNA from Astyanax mexicanus (Mexican tetra), 6689 nucleotides. It is a transcript of the gene fhdc1, whose product is annotated as FH2 domain containing 1. The coding region runs from base 798 to 4328 and encodes 1176 amino acids. The transcript is spliced from 12 exons. Lineage: Eukaryota; Metazoa; Chordata; Actinopteri; Characiformes; Acestrorhamphidae. The record is from RefSeq and is a predicted model, not a curated record.
CAUAACGACACGCUCAAACACACACACACACGAACACGCUCGUUCACUCACUCCCAAACACUCACACACACUCUCACACACACACCUACUGGUGGAUGCCUACUGACAACCUUGCUGUAAAGGAUUACCCUCAGUGUGGAGACGCACGAUCCAGAGCGCUGGCCUCUGACCUCUCAACGGUGGGCAGUAGCCGGGAAGGAGCGACGGGGUGGUAUGGGUCGAGCCAGGAGGAGUUGCGACAGAUGGAACGGAGUGUGAGGGGACUUCGGAAUAACUUUGGAAUAGCUGGGAGUAUUUCCUGAGCCAGUUGACAGGAAAGGUCAUGACCUCGUACCUUAGUUUUUCGGGAAAGACUAUGUAGUCUUACGUAAAUUUAACAGAAUAACAUACAAUUGAAGAAUAUUCAAAUAUCCCAAUGAGACAACUGUUGUAUAACUGUGAUGAUUUUUGUUUGAUUUUAGGCCUACAGCAUAUAAAACAUUAUGAUUUAAUUCAUAGAAUGAGUUGCCCAAUUUAAACUUUUUUAAACAAUUUUCAAAGUUCUCUAAGGCCUACUUCAGUUUCUACCUCUGUUCAUAACAGUUUACACAAUUCAUUAUGCUGUAAUAUAUCAAAUUAAUCAUACAGACAAAGAUGAACUCAGAUAUCCAUACUGUCCAAUAAACAAGGCCAUCCCUGAGCCGAGCAGGACGUCACAUAAGCAGAAGAAGAUGCUACCAUCAGUCAGUUAGCUUCUUAAUCCCUCAAAGCACUCAGAGGGUCUUUAAACCCACCAUAAAUCCACCCCGGCGAGUGGGAUGGCUGCUGUGGACCCAACAAGCAAGAGUCCUAGCCCCCCUCCCCUCCCUCCACCCGUCCCACACCCUCCUAGAGACUCUUACCAAGAUUCGGACCGCAUCUUUACCCACAGUUCUAAUCCAACCCCAUCCCUCGGACCUCCACCUGCCCCUCCACCUCCGCCACCACCUCCUCCACCUCCACCCCAGGCAGCAAACCAGCCAGGACAGCCACACGCUUCACGCAAGAAGCGGAGGGUUCGCAGCUUCUUCUGGAAACCCAUUCCAGAGGAGAAGGUCCGGGGCAAGCCCAACAUAUGGACUCUAGCGGUCAGGCAGCAGCAGUACCAGAUCGAUGUGAGGACCGUGGAGGAGCUGUUCGGCCAGCAGGAGGAAGUGAGGGCCCCGGUGCCCAGUGGGCAUCCCAGGUCUGGGAGACGUAGGAGCACCUUCAAGGAGAGCAAAGAUGAGAUCAGCAUCUUGGAUUCUAAGAGAGGGAUGAAUGUGGGGAUUUUCCUGAAACAGUUCAAGAGGUCUAACGACACCAUCGUGGAGGAUAUACGGCUGGGUAACAGUAAGCAGUACGGAGCCGAGCCUCUGAAAGAGCUGCUCAAACUCCUCCCAGAAGCAGAGGAGAUAAAGAAGCUGAGAGACUUUAAAGGAGAUCCUGCGAAGCUGACCCUGGUAGAUUCAUUCAUGUACCUGCUGAUCCAGGUUCCACGCUUUGAUGUUCGGAUUGAGGCCAUGGUUCUGCAGGAGGAGUUCGCUCCGUCGUGUGCGGUCAUGAGUCGGGAGAUAAACAUCGUACGCGAGGCCACUGACGAGCUAAUGACUUGUGAGGAGCUCCACGCCAUCCUUCACCUGGUUCUCCAGGCUGGAAACAUCAUGAACGCUGGCGGGUACGCGGGCAACGCUGUGGGCUUCAAACUCUCCUCUCUGCUCUCGCUGGCGGACACCAAGGCCAACAAGCCCGGCAUGAACCUGCUCCAUUUCGUGGCGCUGGAAGCCCAGAAGAAGGAUGAGAAUCUUCUGAAGUUCCCAGAGAAGCUCAUUCAUGUGCAGAGUGCAGCCAGGAUCUCAGUGGAGAACAUUGAGGCUGAGUUCUCCUCUCUUUACGUGAGAACCAGGUCUCUGGAGGAGAAGAUUCAGAGUGAUGCUGGUCUACUCUUGCAGCUGGACCCAUUUCUGCAGAGUUCGACGCAGACUCUGCAGGACCUGAAACGUCGCAGGCUGGACCUGCGCAAAGAGGGCAAUGCCCUUAUUGAUUUCUUCUGUGAAGACAAAGACACUUUCAAACUCGACGAGUGCUUCAGGAUCUUCCAAGACUUCUGUCUCAAGUUCAAUAAAGCUGUGAAGGAUAAUCUGGAGAGGGAUCUGAAGGAGGCUGCCAGGCAGCGGCGCCUACGUGAGCUGGAGGAAAGACGCUAUGCCUGGGCUGCUGCCGGUGGGGGACAAGGAAACAAUGGAGGCUUUGGUCGGAGCAGCAGCGAGAAUGACGUGGACACCCUCACCAAGGAGGGUCUUCUGGACUUCUUGCUGCAGCCAAGACCUCAAAGCCCCCACAGCCCACUGGGGCGGUCCGCAAGUGCUCGUCGCUACCGCCAUGCAACCGCAGAUCGCAACCUCCGCAGCUACCUGGAGCUGUUUUCUGGCUCUCCCACGGCCGACAGCGCCAAAUUCAGCAGCCUACCGCGCUCAGGUCGCCCUCACCAGAGAAGGACUAUGCCCUGGUUGGCCUCACAGGAUGACAACAGAGAGUUGGGAGGUCAGAACCAGCUCUAUCAUGAAAAGCUGGCAACUUCUCCAAAGGCUGAGACUGAGCCCAUAAGCCCCCUGGCUAGAUACUCCAUGUCUGGGUAUGUUAUGGACAAUGAUGCCUACAACAAUAAUACCUAUAUGUCUAUUUCUGAAGGCAUAAUUCCUCCUCGACUGAGCCACACCAGGAACAUCUUUCAGAAAUCACAACAGGGUCAAGCUGUUGGACAAAUGACCGUUAACGUGGAAAGACACACACUGGUGCCUGGGCUUCAGCCCUUUGAGUUAACAAAUCCCAACAACAAUAGCAGUUAUUUGCCUCUGGAUAAUCAGGGAGACAUUUUUGUGACAGAUCUGGACAGAGAACUUCCUAAAUCCCUGGUUCUGGAUACGCCUCCAUCCAGUAAGAGCUCUGAGGAGGCACCAAGACUGGGUGUAGUAGUAUAUGAUAGCAAAAUUACGUCUCCUCAAAGAGAGGAAGAAGAAGACGCUAGCACUGUCUCAUCAACGACAUGCGACACACCUUUGCCGCUUGACCCCUCGUUGCCCAACAAGAAAUGCAUCCCUUACAUUCUUGACUGCACUGAAACAGACUGCUCAGUCAUGUUGGACUGCUCAGAACUUGAGAGUUCGUCCAUCUUUAAAGAAGGAUCUCGUCUCGACGUAAAACAACAGGACAACAUGCGAAGUCUCCUUCGAGAUCCCAGUUCUCUUUCCUCAAAUUUUGAGUCCUUGUCCACGAAUGAUCCGUCAUUAUCCACGUCAGCUGAUGAGCCAGUUGCUGGGAAGGCACUCGAAGAGCGCCCAGAUUCGGUGACGCCAUCCGUCACCACUGACGACGCAGAUACCGACAGCUGUGAUACUGCAGAAGGAAGGAAAGUAGGCGAAAAGGCAGUGCAGACAUGCAGCUCCAAACUGUCUCACUUGAAAGCAAAGACUCAGAACAAAUCUGCAGCCAUUCGAAUCGGCCGUCCUGCAAGGACACUGACAUCAACCGAGACCCAGAACAUGCGCAAGGUGGUGCCCAUCACCAAGCUGAGUCGGUCCAUCAGCAAUGCUAAGAGACUCGAAAAGUCUUUAGAGCACGAGACCCCAGAAGCCAGACGUCCUUUGCGUGACCAGAGCACGCCUGCGAGAAGGGUCGAACGACAAGGUAGACCUGCUCGCCAUUCAAGCCUUCCUCCAGAGCAGGCCAAGGCACAACGAGGAAUGACCCCAGUCACUGUUGCCUCUCGCUGGGCAAGAGAUCCCACUCCACACAAGCCUUCCUUUAAGAAGCCGAAUGCCAAACCAAUCCGCAACAUCCCCAAACCUCCACCGGAGGAGAAGAUGUGCCGCUCUACGAUGAGAGCGCUGGCGCAAGCUCAGGCUCAAACCCAGGCAUUAUCUGAGGGUAGCAUUCCUCAAACGCCAACUCAUGCCUCGAAAGUCCAGUCAGCCCUGCCAAGCUUUGCUCGCAACACUGUGGCUUCCACCUCAAGGACCAAAAAAGACUUGCCCAUACAGCCUGCCCCAGGAACCCCAUCAAAAAGCUCCAGUUUAACAAGAAACAGUUCCCAGAAAGCCCCCUCUGGUGGCAAAGCAGAGUCUGUAUGUAGCAGUCACUCAACCCGAGGCGAGGAGAAACCAUCCGGGUCUUUGAGGAGGGUCCAGAGCGUCCGAACACCCAGUCGGAACACACAACGCAGCGACACGCCCCCUCCACAGACUGGGCGGGACCGGUCCCGCAAGGGUAGCAGCUUCUCUGAGAAAUCCUUUUCAAUUUCUGGUAGAACCCUUAAGCCCAUGUGGAAGUAGAACCCAUAAAAGAGGUCAAAGAGAAAAGAGAGUGCAAUCUGCCCACACCUUAAACGUUCAGUUUACUCCAUGUAAGCCUCUUGUAUUGUUUGAAUGUAUAUGAAGCCUUUUACAUGUAGCUGAAAUUCUACGUACUCAGCUAAGCUGGUGUUCCCACAAAGACACUAGCUGCUGUCAACAUUUGACAACACUUUUAACAUUUUAUUAGUAGCACUUCAUCCAUAUGAGGAUGUUUUUGAUGGCCUUUUCUGAUACUCCACACCAUUUGUCGUCCACUCCCUUUAUCUUCACCCACGCCGAUUUAGCAUUACAUGUUUUUUAAACAUGGAUCCCCGAUGGACACUUCCACCAAAUUUGGUAGAGUUACUACUGUCUUUCCUUGUGAGAUGCCUAGAUGAACUAAUCAAGAUGCCUAGUUUUUUAGACCUCGCAUCCCCUAACAACGUGUACAUGAUGAACACUGUAUAGCAUUCCACAGAUUCACCAAAAUGUCAAGAUAUUUACAGUGCAUGAUGAUGAAAAAAAGUUUUUUAUCAGUAGAUUUACUGUAUGACAAUGCCUAUGAAUGUUGUCCAUGUACACUCUAGUGUUGCUGAUGCAAUCAAAAUGAAGGAGUUUAAUGUUAUCGUUAUUUCAGUUGUGUCUUUAGACAUUUUUGGACAUGUCCAAUAGCUGCUGAGUUGCUUUGAGAAUAUGGUUCAAACUUGCCUUUUAAUUCAGGGUCUGAGCUGCUGUACAAGGCUGUUUUGCUGCUGUAUUUGUUGUGUUUGUGUGUCUCUGUGAAUAUGUUGCUGAAUUCUUCUUUGCAAAGCCAUAAUUUUAAUCGGGAGUGGCAGAACCUGGUGCUGGAGGGCUGGCUGUGAAGUUGAGAAACUUAUUUCUGAUUACAUAAAGUAAUGAAUGCAUAUACAUUUCACGAUAAAUAUAUAUUUUUAAAUAUAUGUUUUUAAAAAAUAAUAUUUUCCAUUUUUAAGAGUUAUCGUACAAUACAAUUUACCCAAACAACAUGGUUUGUUUGGUAUAUUUAUCCCACUGGGGUUGAUGAACUGACUGAAGACAGUUUGAUGUUUCUUAACGUUUAUAUUAAUAUUUUUGUGAUAAUGCAUUGCAGCAAUGCGUUACAGUUCUACCAGAAGUCUCCACAGGCAAACAUACAAAAAAAUUAUUUUAGACAAAAUCUUUAUAUUUUGAUUGGAAACUACUGUGAUCUGAAGUAAAAGUCCUUGGUAGUAAAAGUCCUUGCAGAUCCGGUAGUGUGUAGAAGGCUGCAAGCAAAUGGAUGAAACCAACCUGUCGGUAUGAGGGUGGAAGAGAAAUGCUAAUUAUCAGGGUCUGAAAGCAGGAAAAUCAGGUGUAAGUAGAGGUCCUUUAAAGGCAGGCAGAAGCAAGUGAUUGGUUGAGGUAAAGUUGACGUAGCACUACCGUCUCCUGGUAGAACGUUUCCUGGAGCUUUAAUUUCAAACACUUUCUAAAUUUGUAGAGUUCAAUCUUAUUGCAAUAUGGUACGUCAGAUACGAGUCUACGAACAAUGGUUAAGUCUUCAUCACUCCCCAGUGCCUGAUUUUUGGCUUCUCCAAAGAAGCAAAUUUAUUUAAAAGCUGAAUUAAAAGUCAUUCCCCAAUUAUAAAAUGAAGCCUGUCUAGAGAUUAGAGAUUGGACACUUAACUCUAAUUGCCUAGUGUUUGUCGACCACAGAACGUUCAAAUCGUACGAAAAAUACUUAAAAAAUACAGUAUAGCAUAAUGUGAAUAUGCAUAUCAGUGAUGGGUACAGUUGAAAUAAUGGAUAAAUUUAAAUCAAAUUGUUUUUAUUAUUUGAAUGAUUUUAUAAUAGCAUUCAAAUUCCAGUAGUAUCAGAUGUCAACAUCUUUAAAUUCUACCUCUAGGAUCACAUUUUACCACCUCUGAUUUGUGCAUUUCAGUGGCUCACAAGCGAAUCAUGGGCUUUUACCACCAUUCUGCUGCUGUACCUCAGUCACAACGUACAAUGCCUUUUCACGAUCUUCGUCAGAAUGUCUGGUUUAUUUAUGUCCGUGUGCAGUGCUGUACUGAUCGGUUGACAUGCUUUAGAGAACGUCCGUGGCAACAUGGAGAAGACUGGCACAAUGGAAUUGUUUUCCAGCUCUAGUUAGCGUGCCUCAGUAAAGUAGGCUGCUGUAGACGUUGGAUCCAAAUUACCCAUUUAUUAUGUGUUAUUUUUGGUCCAGUUUGAUAUUUUGGUUUGAUUCUGCGUCAAUGUGUUUUUCUGUUUUACUGUUCUCGCUUGCCUUUUCUAUUUUGAAUGUUGUCUGAUUUUGUUUCUUCUUGUAAUUGUGUAAUUACAAUCAAUAUAAGCUAAUCAAUUAAAAUGAUAGAGUCGAAA